Lolium perenne is the source of this 1059-nucleotide messenger RNA. The record is from RefSeq and is a predicted model, not a curated record. NCBI's taxonomy places the organism in Eukaryota, Viridiplantae, Streptophyta, Magnoliopsida, Poales, Poaceae.
AUGUCCGGCCAACAACAGCCGCCGUCGGUGCCGCCGGUGCCGCCACAGCCGUUCCGGUUCUGGCUUCCUUACAGAAGCAAUGUGGGGUCGUGGCGCCAGCAGCCGCGGCCAAUGCCAGCCUCGACUCGACCUCAGCCACCAGGCCCACCGCCACCCCCACCAGCUCCGGCAGAGACUGCGCCACGAGCUCCGCUAACUCGCGACGCGGAGGAAGACAUUCCCAUCCAGGCUGACUCGUCCGAUGAAUCGGACACGAUUGCCGUUGAGGCCUUAGACUCGCUGCGGUCGCGAGGAGCCAGGCCGGCCGUGGCUGACCUGGAACUGACGCUCUCAAGGUCACCGCCCCCGGCCACGGGCACGAGCGGGGACGGUGGGCGCGGGGGCGACGACGCCAAGAUCACCAUCUCCGGCUUCCCGAGGGCGCGCCUCUUCGACGGUGCACGCGCGCCGUACCGACGGGAGAUCGAGGACGGGCUCAAGAGCCUCGCCGGCCGCGAGACGCCGCCGGCGCCAAGGCCGCCCGACCAGGGGUACCGCGUCAUCACGCUGGCCGGCCACAACGUCGGCGCGAGCAUGGUCCUCGGGAACGGACCCAGCGACGCGCCACCGCCGAGGACCGCUAACGAGCCGGAGGGGUCCUCCGCGAGGCCGUCGCCGUCGGUGGCCACGAACGUGAACAGCAACGUGCAGGGUGUGAACAACUCGACGAUGGAGGAGAGCACAUGCAACUCCGGCGACCCCGGGGUGCGCGUGGACAUCAAGAACGCGCACGAGAAGCCGGUGGUGGUGGCGCCAAGCAAGGAGCCGCAGGAGAAGCCGAAGGAGCCGGCGAGAACUGUGCCGCCGCAAGAGAAGAGCACGGCAGCAAGUGGCAGCGGGGCGGCCCCGGCGCCGCCGAGGAGGAAGCGGUGCCUUCGCGCUCUGAUGAUCGAGGAGCGGAAGCCGAAGCCGAUCGCCUGCCGGUUCCAGUGCGUGGCGGAUCAUGCGCCGGCCGCGGCGGCCGCGAACGACCCCGGCAGCAAGAGCGCGGAAGAAGGCGCGAAAGAGAGCACGAGGUGA